GAAUUGUAUUUUAAGAGCAGAUCUAUUUCCUGAAUUACAGUGCAAUUGUUCAAUAGAGGAAGAAUAUAAAAUACACCGAAGGUCUUUUUACCCCAAGGCUUUUAUAGCAACGUCUACUUUACAUACAAGGUCAUGUCAUUGGCUAAGUAUUGGAAAUGUGUGUUUAUUUUGUUUAAACGUAUUUGUUUAGUAUAGGCUAAAGACUGUGACUGCCCAUUAGGGGGAGUCGUGGACUUGAUUUAGGAGGCAUUUCACUUAACCAUCUAAAUAUGGGAUUUUGCUUUAAUACUUUAUUUUAUAAACGCCUUUAUAAAAAAAUCCAGCCUACACCUAAAUAAAAAAUGAGCAAUUAGUAUAAGGAAAGUAGGCCUAUCAUCACCAUAUACAAGAACCAAAUAUAGGCCUAUAUGUAAAUACAAAUAGCUAUACAGACUAUCAAACAAAGCCUUGCGUAUAAUAGCCUGACCAUAAAAUACAAGUUAAAUGAAGAUGAACGGAUAAUGAAUCGAGAAUGGUAAUAGUUGUGAGCACACCCGCGCAUCUGGCACGCGCACAAAUAGAGUCUUCUGUAUUCACUAGCCUACAUGUGCUCGCGUCUUUUUUGAACACCUAUUGUACGACCGGACACCCAGUACAGUUCGCGUAAUUUUCCGUGAAGCCUCUCGGACACGACACGACACGUCUCGGUGUGAAGUGGGUUUGUCAUGUCUUCUGCUUUGGAGCGCUCGUCUCCAGAAGGUCCUGCUGCGCUCACGUGCACUCCGGUCUCCAGAUGGAGUAACAGCUUCAUUUCGACCAGAUGAAACGAGUCAUUUAUCCAGGACAUAUGCGUAAACCGAAGAGGACACUCUAAACAAAACCGCAAAGGGAUCGAUUCAUGAAGUUUUCUUCCUCUCUUGAAAUGAUUUGUGAUGUGAGGAGCGCUCGAACCCCGGGCACAAUUUCGGUUUGAAUAAGUGCAGAACGCAGCGUUUGGCGCAAAAGACGCUCGUCAGAAGUAUGACAGAGAGGUAAACGAUGUUUUCUAACUUGAACGGAUGUGGAACACUUCUUGUUAUUAUAUAUGUAGCGCGGAAGCGGUGUUGUCUUAUUUAUAGUAGUCUCUUGUUUUACAAAGUAACAUGCAAAGACGGGAAAUGCAUGCACUAAAUGGUAUUGCGCGCAAGGAUCCACGACCCUCUCAUCGCAUAAGGACACGUAAAUACCUAAAUGAUCACCCGAAAUACCUGAAAUGUUUAAGGAAACGUGAGUAACCAUCGUAGCUAUACAGAAUAGGCUACUGACUCUAUUUCCACAACCACUGAAUAUGUUACUAGCAUAAUGUUUCUACAAUGACCGUCUUGAACUUAAGUAUUAAAGACUUUACUGGUCCUUUAAAAAUACAAUGCAGGACGUGACAUAAACUGGAAAUAUGAAAGCAUGAUUUUUAUUUUUGUUUCGGAGGAAGCCACAAACAACCACAAAAUAGACUUUUCCUUCCUUAGCGGACAUUUAUUUUGUCGCACGUAAUAGCAGUGAUGGAUCUGAACCUGACAACUGUCAUAGACAGUGGCUUGAUGGAAAGUGACCAAUCCACACGAGUUCUCACAGGUUGCUUUCUAUCUCUUCUGAUUCUUUCCACCUUACUGGGGAACACGCUGGUUUGUGCAGCUGUAACGAAGUUUCGCCACCUGCGCUCUAAAGUCACCAACUUUUUUGUCAUCUCGCUGGCGGUGUCGGACCUGCUGGUGGCCAUCCUGGUCAUGCCCUGGAAGGCUGUGACAGAGGUGGCUGGCUUUUGGCCCUUCGGUUCGUUCUGUGACGUUUGGGUAGCUUUCGACAUCAUGUGCUCCACAGCUUCCAUCCUGAACCUCUGCAUUAUCAGCGUGGACCGAUACUGGGCCAUUUCCAGCCCGUUCCGCUACGAGAGGAAGAUGACUCCCAGGGUGGCCUUCGUGAUGAUCAGUGUGGCUUGGACGCUAUCCGUGCUCAUCUCAUUUAUCCCGGUGCAGUUAAAAUGGCACAAGGCACAGCCGACAAGCCUUUCCGAGGUGAACGCUUCGCACGGGACGCCGCUGAUGGACAACUGUGAUUCCAGCCUCAACAGGACAUACGCUAUAUCCUCCUCGCUCAUCAGCUUCUACAUUCCCGUCGCCAUCAUGAUCGUGACGUACACGCAGAUAUACAGAAUCGCCCAGAAGCAGAUCAAAAGGAUCUCCGCCCUGGAACGGGCCGCUGAGAGCGCUCAGAUCCGCCACGACAGCAUGGGCAGUGCUUCCAACAUGGAUUCGGAGAGCUCUUUUAAACUGUCGUUCAAACGGGAAACGAAAGUGUUAAAAACUCUGUCUGUCAUAAUGGGAGUAUUUGUUUGCUGCUGGCUGCCCUUUUUCAUCCUGAACUGCAUGGUGCCGUUUUGCAAGCACGGUGUGAAAAGCGGUGACGCCCAUCCGCCCUGCAUCAGUCCAAAAACGUUUGAUGUUUUCGUGUGGUUCGGAUGGGCCAAUUCCUCGCUCAACCCCAUCAUAUACGCCUUCAAUGCCGACUUUCGCAGAGCUUUCGCUAUCCUUCUGGGAUGCCAAAGACUCUGUCCGGGAAGCAAUAGCAUGGAGACACCCAGUCUGAACAAAAACUGAAAAGCACCCUUUUUCAUUUUUCGUGUGACAUGAGUGAACCCUUUGGGUGCCGACGGAUUGGCCAUGCGAGCCUAUGACACACGAAAGAAGACUGUUGGAAAAGGAGAAUGGAUUUGGGAUUAGACCAAAGACCACCUGAGAGCAAAGACAGCAGGUCUGAUGUUCCUUGAGCAAGGAUAAACAGGCUAUUUCGGGCGAAUUGCUCUACUCUUAUUAACCAAUAAAUUAUUAAAUCCACAAGUGACUUAAGGAACAUGUCAAAUGAAGAAUGAUCACAAAUAUACAUAAUGUUCAUCAAACAUUCACAAUCAGCAAGAAAAUGAACCGCUGGGCAUAAAUGCAAUAAAUGUUAUUUGUUGCUUCUGUAAGCGAGUCGAGAAUGAGUUGGUAAGGUAUCAUUCCAUGAAUAUUUAAAGUAUCACCAAAUAAUUGACAAUUUAAGCCAUUUACAAUAACAUUCAGUUAGUCUAAUACGUCACCGCUUGAUAAACAUUGAUGUCAUCCUCUCCAUCCAUUAUUGCGUGUCCUUCACAUCUUGCCUUAUUCACAAGACUUUUUUACAAAACAAGAGGGCAGAUGGUCAGUGAUGAAACGGCCGUCCCAUUAUUGCCAUAAUGACCAUGUAUGUUGUUCUCUGGUACUUGUUCUCUUUAAAUCCCCUCAUUCAUUAUUCAUUAUUAAACCGUGAAAACCAAGCACCAAGAAGAACAGAACAGAUGGUCAUAAAAUAAAAAUGCUGAUGUGGGAAUAGGAAAUGAAGUGUCACUUACGGUUAACAAGUAAUAGAUCCGUUUUUGUUGAGAUUUCAAUUACGUUCGAUGAGUCUGGUACCCUCAGUCCCGCUACGAAAUAACACUGGAUUGUUAUUGUGUCGAUGGAUGUGAUGCAAUGUGCCAUGUGGUGAUGUGGAACAUUUAAACACCAAGUGGGUGAAGUCUGCAGCAAACUGAAUGUAAUUAAAUGUGAUGAGUCUGUUAAUUGUGUUAUGAUCAAUUUUACAACAUGUGCUGCUGUUACUUGUAUUUACGCAGUAGUGCAUUUCUCGUUGUUGUGGUGUUUAGAAGUACACAGAUUCAGUGAUGACUGUGUUGAAGAACUAAAUGUUAUAUAUUUCACUAAUAAUUGAUCAAUCAUGGGAACGUGAACAUGUGAACAUUUGGUGGUGUUGAACUUUCAUUCCGUUGGCU
Molecule: messenger RNA, 3799 nt
Organism: Triplophysa rosa
Lineage: Eukaryota; Metazoa; Chordata; Actinopteri; Cypriniformes; Nemacheilidae
Gene: drd1a
Product: dopamine receptor D1a
Exons: 1
Coding region: 1518-2612 (364 amino acids)
Biological process (GO): adenylate cyclase-activating adrenergic receptor signaling pathway
Cellular component (GO): membrane
Molecular function (GO): G protein-coupled receptor activity
Source: RefSeq, a predicted model, not a curated record